AUGGCCCCCGCCGCCGCCGGCCCCGCGCAGGUCGUUCGCGCGGCGCAGAAAGACGACUACUACCGCGGCGGGCUGCGGGGCGCGGCGGGCGGCGCCCUGCACAGCUUGGCGGGUGCGAAGAGGUGGCUGGAGUGCAGGAGGGAGGUGGAGCUGCUGUCCGACGUCGCCUACUUUGGCCUCACCACGUUUGCAGGCUACCAGACCCUCGGGGAGGAGUAUGUUGGCGUCAUCCAGGUGGACCCGUCCCGGAGCAGAGUACCCUCCAGGUUGCGCCGUGGCGUGCUGGUGGCGCUGCACACCGUCCUGCCCUACUUGCUGGACAAGGCCCUGCUGCACCUGGAGCUUGAGCUGCAGGCCGAGGCCGACAGCCCCAGGCCCUCGCAGGGCAGCCUGGCUCUGGGCGGGCGCGGCCGGUCAGGAGCCAGGCACUGGGUGCGCCGGCACACGGCCACCCUGGCGGAACCGCAGAAGAGGACGCUCCUGCGCGUGGUGGUGGUGCUCAGGCAGGGCCUUGGCUGCCUCCAGCGGCUCCAUGUUGCCUGGUUCUACAUCCACGGGGCCUUCUACCACCUGGCCAAGAGGCUCACAGGGGUCACUUACGAGCCACACGGAAGAGAAAGCCGUUUCCAGAAACUCCACGUGUACACUGUGCCUGGAGGAGCGCAAACACUCCACAGCCACGCCCUGCGGCCACCUCUUCUGCUGGGGGUGUAUCACCCAGUGGUGCGACACCAAGGCGGAGUGCCCCCUCUGCAGGGAGAAAUUCCCUCCCCAGAAGCUCGUCUACCUGCGGCACUACCGCUAGCCCACCCGAGGGCAGAGGCACCGGGGACUAUCAGGAGAGAAACCCCGUCUACUCUCAAGGUCGCUUUUACUUGCACAGGAAUUGCCUAACUCCGAUUUUAUUUCAUGUCACGUGAGAAACUACACGAGCAGCUUUGGGACGGAAGCUGGACCUGCCUACACGGUCCAGGUCUGAGGUCUCUGUGCCCAGGGUGGGCUGGCACUUCCCCGCUCAGUCGCCCCGAGCCCACGGUGCCGGUGGCGAGCGGCAGCUGGGGCAGAGCCCGCCAGGGGGUCCGCACCCCUGCCCCCACCCCCACAGUACAUCUGGGUCACUUCUUCAGGAGCUGGACUGUUGGACAAGGUUGUUUCCAUCCCAUCCCCAAACCAUACGGUGGAAAGUUAGUUCCAGAAGUGGGACCAGCCAUUCAUGUGAUGAGAAAAGGAGUCUGUAUCCGGCGCACAGCGGACGGUUGGGGUUUGGCCCAAGGGGCAGUUGUGGGAACGGCAGACGACGGGGCUGACCCACUGGUCAGUCCGCCAGCCCCGCCGACCUGGAAACCUUGCCCUCAUCGGCAGAGGUAGGCCGCUUGGUGGCUCGGGCACAUCCACUCACAGGAGCGAUAAGACCCCAAGGAGUCGGGUCUCCACCUGCAGCGCGUGGCUCGUGCCGUUUCAUAUGCGGUCAGGUCUGUGCUGUUCCAGAGGAUGGAAGUCCCCAUCUCGGCCGAGGUCUGUCUGCCCGGGGAUCAGGGUGCACAGCCAGCCUGCAAGGGAGGUUCUCCGCCUUCUUCACACCUAGCCCACAGCUGCCUCUCCGAGCUGAGCUCUCCCUGAGGCCUGGGCAGGCUGGCUGUUCGCGCCAGGUCACUGCCGUGUCCAGCCUACUUCCUGCCACCGUUUUGUUAUUUUCAGGUCUUUUAAAGUAUUUAACUUGUGCCAGAGACUACUUUGCCAUGAGCUUCCGUAAGAAACGAGAGCCACAGAAGCGUGGGUACAUUGAGAAUGUCGUCAGGGUGAACAGAAGGUCCCAUUUCCUAAAGGACGAGAACCUGCGGUCAGGAAGUCCCAUCCCGUGUGAGGCUGCGGCCCAGGCUUCGGGCAGAGGCCUGUGCAGACCACUCCGGGAUCUGAGUGGACACGGUCAUCCAGGGACGCAUCGCUCCACACUCCUCGGCUGCUACGAGCUGGCCACCUGAGACAAGCCCCCGUGACCACAGGCCACACUGAGUAGGGGCCCCAGGAGAGCGGCUCCACACUUCCUGAGGGCCUUUAUGGACGCCCUGUCCAAGCGCAGACAAUUUCCCAUCACUUAGGCCUGAGCAUGUAGGAAAACGGUAUGAAAAACAAGUGUCCAGAGUUUCAACAUUUCAGGUACCCCAGUGUUGUAUCAAAGGUACCGAUUCAGGACCUCAUUGAAAUGCUAAGAUUAAGGGGCACCUGGGUGGCUCAGGGGGUUAAGCCUCUGCCU
Messenger RNA from Enhydra lutris kenyoni (northern sea otter), 2254 nucleotides. Its product is annotated as peroxisomal biogenesis factor 10. Gene Ontology annotation, cellular component: peroxisomal membrane. The transcript has 5 exons. Gene Ontology annotation, molecular function: zinc ion binding. The record is from RefSeq and is a predicted model, not a curated record. Lineage: Eukaryota; Metazoa; Chordata; Mammalia; Carnivora; Mustelidae. Gene Ontology annotation, biological process: protein import into peroxisome matrix. Bases 1 to 894 code for a protein of 297 amino acids.